Messenger RNA from Arachis ipaensis, 909 nucleotides. Lineage: Eukaryota; Viridiplantae; Streptophyta; Magnoliopsida; Fabales; Fabaceae. The record is from RefSeq and is a predicted model, not a curated record.
AUGGUUGCAGCUAUGCAGGCAACAGCUGAGGCAUUGGGUAAUCAAAUAAAUCAGGGUAAUCAUGGGAACAAUAAUGAUGAGGAUGGUCCUAUGACACUUGCUACAUUUCUGAAAGUUCAUCCUCCGACCUUCAGGGGAACCUCAAAUCCCACUGACGCAGAUAAUUGGAUUCAGGCUAUGGAAAGGGCGUUACAGGCACAACAGGUUCCUGAAGAGCAAUGGGUUGAAUUUGGAACUUAUCAGUUGCAAGCUAGAAAUGCCAAGGAACUUGAAUUAAUGCAGUUAAAGCAGGGACAGAUGACUGUUGCUGAUUAUACCAGUAAAUUUGAGGAGUUAUGUCACUUUUCUCAUAUCUGUCAAGCUGCGCCUGAAGAUUUUGCUGAAUGGAAGUGUAUUAAAUAUGAGGGAGGUCUUCGGAGCGAUAUUCUGAGCUUCGUUGCCCCAAUGGAGAUCAGGGUGUUUUCUGAAUUGGUGAAUAAGAGUAGGGUGGCUGAGGAUUGUGUGAGGAAGGCGGCAGCAGAGAAAGGAAGUUUGAGGGUGCCUUUCCAGAGGCCUUCAGGGAGGAAUUUUGCUCCGAGAGGUAGGAAUUUCAAGCGUGGAGGCUUUGUUCCGCAGCAAACUCAGGGUCAAGGUAAUUACAGAAGGCCAAAUACUAGUGCUAGUCAAGGAAAAAGGUUUGGGAAGCAGCCACAGCAGGAUCUGAAUUGUCAGAAGUGCGAAAAAUAUCAUCCUGGAGUCCCGUGCAGAUUAGGACUUGGAGUAUGCUAUUCCUGUGGACAGCCCGGGCAUAUAGCCAGUAAUUGCCCUGAGAAGAAGAAGUAUGAGACUAGUAGGGUGCAGAAGCCGGGGAGAACUGAAGAGGAGCAUGCUGAUCACUUUGCGAACUGUGCUACAAAUUCUGAGAGAUAG